This is a messenger RNA of Cydia pomonella (codling moth), 2789 nucleotides long. It is a transcript of the gene Desat3, whose product is annotated as acyl-CoA Delta-9 desaturase-like. Bases 164 to 1213 code for a protein of 349 amino acids. Gene Ontology annotation, cellular component: endoplasmic reticulum membrane. Gene Ontology annotation, molecular function: stearoyl-CoA 9-desaturase activity; iron ion binding. The transcript has 5 exons. NCBI's taxonomy places the organism in Eukaryota, Metazoa, Arthropoda, Insecta, Lepidoptera, Tortricidae. The record is from RefSeq and is a predicted model, not a curated record. Gene Ontology annotation, biological process: unsaturated fatty acid biosynthetic process.
UUUCGCUACACGAUAUGCGCUUGCGAUUCCCGCGGUGCGCACGCGGUCUUGUCACACAUCUAUAUAUAUCGCGCGCGAGAAAUGAGACGUUACAGUCGCGCGGUUAAGUGACCAUAAGGAGCUGCUGUCAAGUGUCGGAAGUAAUCUAGUUUAUUAAUUCACAAUGCCGCCUCAAGGGCAACCCCCAGCCUGGGUGCUAGAUGAGUCCGACGCCGUCACCGAAGACAAAGAUGUGGCCACCCCAGCCCCGGAGGCCGAGAAGAGAAAACUGCAGAUCGUGUGGAGAAAUGUCACCCUGUUCGUGUUCCUGCAUAUCGGGGCGCUGUACGGCGGAUAUCUGUUCUUUACUAAGGCUAUGUGGACCACGAGGAUUUUCACCGUGCUACUGUACAUCAUGUCCGGUCUGGGCAUCACGGCGGGAGCGCACAGGUUAUGGGCACACAAGUCGUACAAGGCGCGCCUGCCUCUGAGGCUACUGCUUACGCUCUUCAACACCAUUGCCUUCCAGGAUUCUGUGUUGGACUGGGCGCGUGACCACCGCAUGCACCACAAAUACUCCGAGACCGAUGCUGACCCGCACAACGCCACUCGUGGCUUCUUCUUCUCGCACGUUGGCUGGCUAUUGGUGCGAAAGCAUCCGCAAAUCAAGGCCAAGGGACACACCAUUGAUAUGAGCGACUUACUGGCCGAUCCCGUGCUGCGCUUCCAGAAGAAAUACUACCUAACCCUGAUGCCGCUAUGCUGCUUCAUCCUGCCUUCAUACAUUCCCACUCUCUGGGGUGAAUCCCUCUGGAACGCCUACUUCGUCUGUGCUAUCUUCCGUUACUGCUACGUCCUCAACGUCACCUGGUUGGUCAACUCCGCCGCCCACAAGUGGGGAGACCGUCCUUACGACAAAAACAUCAACCCUGUCGAAACCAAGCCCGUAUCUCUGGUCGUAUUUGGCGAAGGCUUCCAUAAUUAUCAUCACACAUUCCCUUGGGAUUAUAAAACUGCUGAGUUAGGAGGUUAUUCUCUCAAUCUGUCCAAGCUCUUCAUCGAUACUAUGUCUAAAAUCGGAUGGGCGUAUGAUCUGAAAUCUGUAUCUCCUAAUAUUGUGGAGAAAAGAGUGAAGAGAACGGGUGAUGGUAGCCACCAUGUUUGGGGAUGGGACGACGCGCCUUCUGAGCAGAAGGUGGCGGCGACUAUUGUCAACCCCGACAAGACUGAAUGAACUGAUUAGAUCGGUUGACAAUAUGAGAAGUCUGUAUAGUAAUGUGAAGAUUACCUUAGUGUAGGUGUAUCUGCUAAUUAGCACCAUUUAACUAUAAAAAAAAAAUUAAUUUUCGUCGGGGGAUGUUUGGGCCCUUUUAGGAUUCCUUUUUUAUACACCUUGAGCCUAGUGACCUUAGCCAUUGGACAAACCCUGAAAUCCCACGUAGGGUUACGUCUCACGGAAUGCUCUUCAAAUAUUUUUUUAAUUAGAACAAAAUAAAAAAAAUUUUUUUUAACAAAAGUUACUUGCAAUAAUCGACAACAAAAAGAAACACACUGUGUUAAUCUUUGGCAGUGUUUUUGACAAUUUGUUCGAAAUAUUUGAUAAUGAUGACAUUUUUAAAAGUCAGAAGUUUAUGAGUGUCAUAAAUAAAAAAGAUAAUCAAAGAGGUCGAAUAAGGUGCCAUACUAUUCUUUGAGGAUAUUACCUUAGGAGCUUCUUACAUACAGGCUGCUCCAAAGUAAAAAUGGUAAUUUGUUAAUUUCUUCGAAACCGCUACACCGGUUGUUAUGAUACUUUGUACACUGGUUCUAAAAUAUUCUAAAUACCCUAAUGUAUAUGUACACUUCGGCUUUGUCCAAUGGCCAGGGACAUACUGUAUAACACUGGAACUGUUUAAAAGUGGUUCAACUUGGACAAAAAAAAUGUUAUCUCCACAAGGAUCCCUUUAUUUUAUUAUGAAGUAGUAAUCUAUGUGCCAAAUUUGAACUCACUUGAUAAUCAUUUAGCGGUCGCUAUGUUUUUGUGACUUGCAAUAGUUUCAUACAAAUAAAAAAAGACAACGCCAAGAGCCAUCAAAAGCAUCUCCAAAAAGCAAAAUGAUUGAUGGGUUAAUUUAUUUUCAUACACUUUUCUGAUAGAAAAAUGGCUCUAAACGGUGUUUAAUUGCUCCAAAUUUUAUAUGAAAUUUUCUUUGUGUUUUUUGUGUGUAUCUUAGAUAGAAAAAAACCUUGUGGAAAAUAAAAAGUCAUGACUUUAUAUAACGUUAUACUGAGGCCUAGACUAGCAAGAACUUGCACGCAAUUUAUCUUACAUUGCCGACUACUAAAGUAGACUGCAUUCAAAAGUUUGAUCAAAUACCGCAAUGUAAUGAGAAGUAUUGCUGGUCUAGACCUCGCUUAUGGACCAUCGUAGUAUGUACCUAUCCGUUGGCAUUUGUAUUUAUAUAUUUACAAUACACAUACAUAUACACAUACACAUACAUACACACACAUACAUACACACACAUACACACACACACAUACAUACACACACACAUACACAUGUAUACAUAGUUAAAUAGUGUUAAUAUGACUCACGAUACUUUAAAUGUUUAAAUUAAACUAUUGUAGAGUAGCUGUUUACACUUAGCUAUUAAUUAUUGUGACGAUUUGUGAUAAUUAUUUGUCGAUAAUAUUUAGUUUAUUUAUUUAGGAUUAGGAGUUACCAAAUAUUAAUUAACAUUUAAUGUAUAAUUUAUCUGCACGUAACACUGUUAGCUGUGAAAACAUUAGUUUUAAGGAUUGUGCUCAAUAAAUACGUUCUGAAAGACCAA